Messenger RNA from Hydatigera taeniaeformis, 1011 nucleotides. The record is from the annotation of a GenBank genome assembly. Lineage: Eukaryota; Metazoa; Platyhelminthes; Cestoda; Cyclophyllidea; Taeniidae.
AAGCGAAAGCCGACAUUUGAGGCAACCUACAACGAGGAUAUUGAAAUUCUGGACAUACGCAUUCACGAUCCAGGACCCAAUAAAGGAGGUUUUGAUGGUUUCGAAGUCUUCAGAAAAAACAUAGGCGGUCUCAAUGCACACAACUCGUGGCAAUCUGUGGUCAACCUCACCGACGAAGUGAGAGAAUACGAAAUGGAGGGAAUUGAACCGUCAUCAAAAUACGCAGUCACGGUGCGUGGAUUCGUGCUGCCCGACAGUUUCAGCAUGAUGGCUGAUCCUCUCAUAUUUGAAACCAUGGAGGCAGGUCUGUUCCCCUUCACUUUACCACUUGCCUACUCAUAUGUGAUCAGCGCCACUCACGCACAUGUUAUCCACUUCACUUACCAGCAGUUGCGUAAUGCUAUACGAAAGCUGGCUGCACUACUCACACCCUUUGAUGUCUACACUCACCUCUCCUAUAUUUGUGCAGACGGUAGUGUUCCACGGAAUGUGCAACUUCAGGCAAUUGAUCCUUACACCUUGCGCAUGGCAUGGGAUCCACCAAAACAAUCCUACGGCGUCAUCACUGGCUACACCAUCGAAUGGAUUGUGGAUGCUGUGUUGCAAGAAUACAUAAACCUCACUUCCAUCAAUUUCUAUGACUUCACCAAUGUUAAGCCUGGACAAAGCAUUGCUGUCUCCGUGUGUGCGCACAACCAGCCAAACACUUUGGUACAAUUGGAUUACGUGGGAACUCGCAGUGAUCUCUUGAGAAUAACCAUGCCCACACUCAAAGGUUUGUUUUUUUUCCUCUGUCAGUCAAACCCGUGUCAUUAUCAUGAGACGACUAUUGUAGGUGGAAAAAUUGAGUCUUCAGCCUGGAACAAUUUGAAUGUAGUCGGACGUCUGCACUCCGAUUACGAGCCUAUUUGUCCAUUUUUGGAGAAAACAUUAAGUGCUCUUUUGCUCAUGUCACUUUGUCCGCUUUGUUGCAGGCAUGCGCAAACCGACCUUCGAGGCCAUUUAUUUUGA